Messenger RNA from Linum trigynum, 441 nucleotides. NCBI's taxonomy places the organism in Eukaryota, Viridiplantae, Streptophyta, Magnoliopsida, Malpighiales, Linaceae. The record is from the annotation of a GenBank genome assembly.
AUGAAAUCCCACAUGGCCAAACUCCGUCUCCCACCCAUAUCUUCCUCUGCCACCACUUGCCGCUGCCGCCCUCGCCCCGAUGACGACGAAUCGUCGUCUUUUUUCUCCUAUUCCUCUUCAGGGGAAGAAGAUGAUGAGCUGGAAGUGGAGCAGGAAAUCGUCAAGAGCAGAGCGGUGGCAGAAUUUGGGGGAUUUGGCGAUGCUGUUUACGGGUUGAGGGAGAACCCGAGGAAGAGUUUCCGGGUUGCGGAUCCCGAGUUCUCCUUUGCGGGUCGUCCUCCGUCGUGCAGGAAAGGGAGAGCGAGACCGAGUCGAGGAACCCGACCCGGAGGUGAUCCAAGCGGACCCGGAAGUCGGGCGGAGAUGAGAAGAAGGGAUUUGGUGAGAAUCAGCGUUGGAUUUUCAAUUCGCCGCCGGCGGCGACAGAGCAAGAGCCGGUGA